This is a messenger RNA of Hermetia illucens (black soldier fly), 3172 nucleotides long. Its product is annotated as 116 kDa U5 small nuclear ribonucleoprotein component. Gene Ontology annotation, cellular component: cytosol; U2-type catalytic step 2 spliceosome; U4/U6 x U5 tri-snRNP complex. The transcript is spliced from 10 exons. Bases 206 to 3130 code for a protein of 974 amino acids. Gene Ontology annotation, biological process: mRNA splicing, via spliceosome. NCBI's taxonomy places the organism in Eukaryota, Metazoa, Arthropoda, Insecta, Diptera, Stratiomyidae. Gene Ontology annotation, molecular function: U5 snRNA binding; GTP binding; translation elongation factor activity. The record is from RefSeq and is a predicted model, not a curated record.
GAAUUCUGCAUCUGCUUGCAGACAUCAAAGUUGUCAUUUAAAAGUCAAAACAAACACCGGCAUUGCGUUUAUUGGCCGAAACUGUGGGUGGAGUCAACAAAAUUUAAUAAGAGUUGAAUGAAACGCCGGUUAAGGAUCAAAGUGUGUAUUAUAAACGAUUGCAAAGAGCGGAAAUCACUUGAAAAAUCAUUAAAUAAGUAACAAUAUGGAUUCGGAACUGUAUGACGAGUUUGGGAACUAUAUUGGUCCCGAACUAGACAGUGACGAUGAGGAUGACCAGAGCAUCUACGGUCAAAUGGAUCAAACCGAUGAUCACGAUGAGGAAGCCAAUGAGGAAGAAGAAGUUGAACAUGAUGAAGACAAGGACACACAAGCGGUUGUUUUGCAUGAAGACAAGCGAUACUAUCCAACGGCCAUGGAAGUCUAUGGCCCUGACGUCGAAACAAUUGUGCAGGAGGAGGACGCCCAACCACUUGAUAAGCCUUUGAUUGAACCAGUGAAAAAGCUAAAGUUUCAAUUAAAGGAGCAGGAUCUUCCCGAAACGAGUUAUGAGAUGGAAUUUUUAGCUGACUUGAUGGACACGCCACCGUUAAUUCGAAACGUGGCACUAGUCGGUCAUCUUCAUCAUGGUAAAACCACCUUUGUUGAUUGCUUGAUACGCCAGACGCAUCCUCAGUUUGAUAUGACUGAAGAGCGCCCACUUCGCUACACGGACACGUUAUUCACCGAACAGGAAAGAGGCUGCAGCAUCAAGUCAACGCCCAUUACACUUGUGUUACCUGACAUAAAGCAGAAAAGUUAUUUGAUGAAUAUUUUCGAUACGCCAGGACAUGUAAAUUUCUCAGACGAAGUAACUGCUGCAAUGAGAAUUACGGAUGGAAUUGUACUUUUCAUUGAUGCCGCGGAAGGGGUGAUGCUGAAUACGGAACGAAUUUUGAAGCAUGCCGUUCAUGAGAAGAUGUCUAUUACCAUUUGUAUUAAUAAGAUCGAUCGUUUGAUGUUAGAACUGAAGCUUCCCCCUCAAGACGCCUACUUUAAAUUGAAGCACAUCGUGGAUGAAAUUAAUAGUCUUUUGAGUAUAUACACGGAAAACGAAAACAAAAUCUUAGUGUCUCCUAUCCUUGGAAAUGUCUGUUUUGCCAGUUCACUCUAUGGUUUCUGCUUCACUUUGAAAUCUUAUGCAAAAUUAUAUGCUGACACUUAUGAAGGCGUAAACUACCUUGAAUUCGCUAAACGACUUUGGGGUGAUAUGUAUUUUCAUAGUAAAUCUCGGAAAUUCACAAAGAAACCACCUCAUAACUCGGCCCAAAGAAGUUUUGUUGAGUUUAUAUUGGAGCCACUUUAUAAACUUUUUGCACAAGUCGUUGGUGACGUCGAUACAACGCUUACAGAUACGCUGAAUGAGCUAAAUAUUCGAAUCACAAAAGAAGAAAUUAAGAGUAAUAUAAGGCCGUUGUUACGAUUAGUCUGUAACCGUUUCAUGGGAGACUUUAGUGGUUUCGUUGAUAUGUGCGUUACUCAUAUCAAGUCUCCUUUGGACAAUGCGAAAAAUAAAGUGGAUCACAUUUAUACUGGGCCGAAGGAAGGUUUACUUUAUUCGGAUAUGACUACUUGUAAUCAGAACGGAAACUUAAUGGUGCACAGCUCGAAGAUGUACCCAACGGAUGAUUGCACAUUUUUUCAAGUGCUAGCAAGAGUUAUCAGUGGGAUACUUCAUGCUGGCCAGGAAGUUCGCGUACUUGGUGAGAAUUACUCUCUUCAAGACGAGGAGGACUCACGAAUCCUACAAGUUGGCCGGCUGUGGGUGUAUGAGGCUCGCUAUAAAGUCGAGCUGAACCGCGUUCCAGCUGGGAACUGGGUGUUAAUUGAAGGUAUUGACCAGUGCAUUGUGAAAACUUCAACGAUUGUCGACGUUGACGUAUCCGAGGAUCUCUAUAUCUUCCGGCCAUUGAAAUUCAACACACAAAGCAUAAUAAAAAUUGCUGUGGAACCGGUGAAUCCUUCCGAAUUGCCAAAAAUGUUGGACGGGCUACGUAAAGUCAACAAAUCAUAUCCUCUGCUUUCAACUCGCGUUGAAGAAUCUGGCGAGCAUGUCAUUCUUGGUACAGGCGAAUUGUAUUUAGAUUGUGUCAUGCACGAUCUACGCAAAAUGUAUUCUGAAAUCGAUAUAAAAGUGGCAGAUCCUGUAGUGGCGUUCUGUGAAACAGUUGUCGAGACCAGUUCGCUGAAAUGUUUCGCCGAAACACCCAAUAAGAAAAACAAAAUCACUAUGAUCGCGGAACCUUUGGAGAAGGGUUUAGCUGAGGACAUAGAAAAUGAGGUGGUCCAAAUCGGCUGGAACAAAAAACGAUUGGGAGAAUUCUUCCAAAUCAAUUACGAUUGGGAUUUGUUGGCAGCUCGAUCUAUCUGGGCGUUCGGUCCGGACAAUACUGGUCCAAAUAUAUUAGUCGAUGACACAUUGCCAUCUGAAGUGGACAAGGGCUUAUUAAACUCAGUGAAGGAUUCAAUCGUUCAAGGUUUCCAAUGGGGAACACGUGAAGGCCCUCUGUGUGAAGAACCGAUUCGGAAUGUGAAGUUCAAAAUUCUAGAUGCUGUAAUAGCACAAGAGGCGUUACACAGAGGUGGUGGACAAGUUAUUCCCACAGCACGAAGAGUAGCUUACUCAGCAUUUUUAAUGGCCACACCACGUUUGAUGGAGCCCUAUCUUUUCGUUGAGGUUCAAGCACCAGCAGAUUGCGUUUCUGCUGUUUAUACAGUUUUGGCAAGAAGAAGAGGUCAUGUUACGCAAGAUGCGCCUGUGUCCGGAUCACCGCUUUACACGAUUAAAGCUUUCAUUCCAGCAAUCGAUUCAUUUGGUUUCGAGACUGAUCUCAGGACACACACUCAAGGUCAAGCUUUCUGUUUGUCGGUAUUUCAUCAUUGGCAAAUUGUACCCGGUGAUCCGUUGGAUAAAUCGAUCAUCAUUCGACCAUUGGAGCCACAACCUGCAACUCAUUUGGCACGUGAGUUUAUGAUAAAGACACGGAGAAGGAAAGGCUUAUCGGAAGAUGUCUCUAUCAAUAAGUUCUUCGACGAUCCUAUGUUGUUGGAGUUGGCUAGACAGGAUGUGCUUUUGAAUUAUGGAAUAUAAUAGGAUUAGAUUGGUUUUGAAGAAUAAAAGUAUGUAAGUGCA